Molecule: messenger RNA, 1020 nt
Organism: Saxophila tyrrhenica
Lineage: Eukaryota; Fungi; Ascomycota; Dothideomycetes; Mycosphaerellales; Extremaceae
Exons: 2
Coding region: 1-1020 (339 amino acids)
Molecular function (GO): protein binding
Source: RefSeq, a predicted model, not a curated record
AUGCAUUCUGACUUCGUCGCCAUCCCGUGGUGCAAGGCCCUUCUCGAAGACUCCAGCUACGAGCACGUGGAGUCUCAUACCGGCUCCCUAGACCGCCCGCUGGCGCCUGGCUCCAUGACGCUGAUGGCGAGGACGCUCGCUACUCCUGCAACCUUUCGAGCGAUCACGUAUCUCUACAGCACGUCUAGCCCAGCCGCCAGCACCAUUCCUGACGGUUCGGAGGUUGAAGGCGACGGUGGCCACAUCCUCGCCCUGAUCUCUGUCGGCUCGGAAAUGACAUCCCAUGUUAAUACUUUACAUGGCGGUAUACUCAGUACGCUGGUCGACGAAGUUGGCGGAGCUCUAGCAAUGCGCGAAGCUGCCUUCGGGACCAACAUGAUGGCUGUCAACUUCAACAUCAACCUGAAGAAGCCAACCAGGACCCCAUCUGUGAUCUUAGGCAGAGCAUGGCGCGAGAAGAAGGGGGAGGGCCGGAAACAUUGGAUUAGGUAUUCAUCGCCCUCCCAGGGUCUCCUUCGAGGCGAGCAAACCCAGCUUACACUCAUCCUAGGUGUACUAUCGAGCAAGACGGAGUCGUUUGUGUUGAUGCACGCUGUUUGUACCUCACAAUACCUGGAGCGAAGCUUUGAGUUCAAAUGCCUUGAAUCUACAUGGUGCCAGCCCUUCGAUUCGGCUAUAGGAAAAUCCAUGAGGAGUCAAGGCGACGUCUUAAAAGAAGUGGCAGUCUCCGUAAUCCACACGAAGCAACAGUAUCCUGAGGAGCCUCCUGCCCCUUUCGAAGGUCGCCGCACACUUUUCAGCUUCACCUUCGAACCCGGCGCACACAAAGACCACUUGCAUGCGCGCGUAAUGGCAGAGCCACCGAAUGCCAAUGAAGUCGACCGCCUCUCGCCGCUGCCGCCGGAAGUCCUCACCAAUGUCUUCUCCCGCCUGACUACGAGAGACAUUUGUCGCGCGCGCAGGCUCAACAAGCGCAUCAAAUCUUUCGUUGACGUCAACACCACCGCCAUCACUUCCUGA